AAACUUUCGAAAGCCACAACUGAAUGGAACGCCGAUGAAAUUACAGAUUAAAGAUGAAUUGCCAUCACUAGAAGCCCUGGCGCCAUGUACUGCAGAUUUACCUAUUCCAUUAAGCGAUGGUUAUUGGAAGAACAGAUCUGUAUUUGUGCCUCUUGUAUGCAGAAGUCAGCAGUGGACGAAACAACAGGCAGCCAUAUGUCUAGGUGAUAAACAACUCAUUCUUUGUGGUGAUUCCACAAUAAAGCAAAUACGAAAAGCUAUAAAAACAGUUUUUGAUAUCAAUGAUAUUGUCUUUCAAUUCGUGUACCCAAGAACUGGAAAUAUUGUAGUUGAAUUUAAAACAGGUGUUUUAGAGAGUGAUUUACUGGAUAGGAUUUCUCAAAAUAAUUGUUCUACAGAAAACUAUGUAAUCGUUUUAAAUUUUGCAUUUCAUUAUGGUGCUUUCACAAACCGAGCAUUCUUAGAAAGAAUAUAUCAUGCAAAAUUGGCUGUUCAGCGUCUAAUGUUAAGGUGUCCCACUUCAAAAAUUGUAAUCAAACUUGCGCAUCCACGUGAUAAUAACGUAUUUAUCGAACAAACUAUACACAGUGCCAACUGGGUCUUCUAUGACAUGAACAGAAUGAUACGUCGGGUGUUUGGCGGUAUUGGAGUGCAUUUUCUAGAUAUAUGGGAUAUGGUUUCGUCGUCGUUUGAGGACAACAAUGUUCAUAUGCCUCAUAGCGUCAUCGUUCAAGAGGUGUAUCUAAUGCUAUCCUAUAUAUGUCCCGAGCUAGUCGUGUCAAGCUAA
Molecule: messenger RNA, 787 nt
Organism: Saccoglossus kowalevskii
Lineage: Eukaryota; Metazoa; Hemichordata; Enteropneusta; Harrimaniidae
Product: NXPE family member 1-like
Source: RefSeq, a predicted model, not a curated record